AUCCACUUUGAAUUAAAGCAAUAGCUACAUAAAUAUAAGAAAAUAAAAAAAAAUAUAUAUAUAUAUAUAUAUAUAUAUAUAUAUAUAUAUAUAUAUAUUUAUUUAUCCGUGCGUGUAUUUUUCUGAUAUACGCUUCUAAUUAAAAACAAGCUCACAUGAAAGUUGAUCUUAAAUCGAUUAGGUCGUGUGAAUCGGAAGUGCUAUUAGUAGCCUUGGAUAAAACAUCUGAUUCGGAAUAUUAGAAAGAGAGAGAAGUUGAUAAUAUUAGCGCGUGACACAUUUAUGAAGCUGUCUUAUUCAUAAUCGGUUACGCUUGUUAUGCGCUCAUCGAGAUAUAUCGUCGGUCCGGGUCCGAAUUGUAGUAACCUUGAAUAUAUUCACGAUCGCGAAUCAGCAUCGGAGGUGAGCACUGGGAGAGAGAGUUUAGAACGGUUUCCUCCGCUGAUUCUAUCGCGGAUCUUAUCUGUUGGAUCGCGCAAAGAGGGGCGCGAAGCUGUCAGUAAGAAAGCUGGAGCGCUAACCUAAGAUGCGAACAUCCGUGAAUGCGCUUCUACCGUUGGGAAUUCAUCUAUUGUAUUGGUUAUUUGAUACGGUAGCGGCCACUGGUGGUGCGCUCGAUUCUACCCCGACCUUUCAAACCAGUGCCUCGAACCCUUCACAUUCCAAAAUAGCAGCGUUUUCCUCCUCCUUCGGCAAUGGAUUGGCCCAAGCGGUGGCCCACGAAUCUGCUACGGAUACUUGUAAUGACGACUUAGCUUGUAUCACUAUGGCUUCGCAUGAUCGUCUAGGCUUAGAAGCUAUAAAGUCUCUCCACAGUCAAUUGGAUGACGACGCCAAUGGAAAUGUUGAUCUAUCCGAAUCGGACGAUUUUUUAAGAGAAGAACUGCAGUACGAAGCUGGUUAUGAACGAAGACAGAGGGCUUUUCACCAUAAUGAUGAUAUGCAAAUCAGUGUGCGAGAGCUCUGGGAAGCUUGGUUACGAUCAGAAGUUCAUAACUGGACAAUAGAACAAACAUCAGAAUGGUUAACUUCCAAUGUUGAGCUUCCUCAAUAUGUUCCUAAUUUUAUACAGCAUCGUGUAACUGGUGCUACGCUUCCUCGAUUAGCUGUGAACAAUAUGCAUUAUCUUAGUAAUGUUCUGGGUAUUAAAGAUCCCAUCCACAAACAAAAAAUUGCCUUAAAAGCAAUGGAUGUUGUUCUUUUUGGACCUCCUAAAGAUACUGGACACAGCAUCAAAGACUUAGUAUUAGUUACACUGUUAUUUGGAGCACUUAUUGGAUGCUGGUAUGCAUAUCAACAAAAGAAAAAUUCCCAAAAAGAUCUUCAUAGAAUGAUGAAAGAUAUGGAAAGCUUGCAAAAGGCAGAACUUGCACUAGAAAAUUUACAGAAAGAAUUGGAGAGAGCAAGAAUGGAACAAGAAAGUGCAACUACUGAGAAACAAAAUUUGGAAAAACGUUUACAAGAUGAAAGUUUGGCAUUACAUACUUCAUAUUCAGACCUUGAAGUAUCGCAAAUGAAAGCGGAAAUCGAAAUGCUGAAGCUGGAAUUACAACGGGCAGAGGGUGAACUUGAAGAUAGAUGCUGGUCGCCACCAGCUGGACUGCAGCAUUGGCUGCAAUUAACUCAUGAAAUUGAGAACAAAGCAUAUAUAAAUAAGAAGAUAGCAGCUGAAAAACAGCUUCAGCAGGCACGAGAAGCGUGCGAGAAAUUACGAAAGAAACGUUCCAGUUUGGUGGGUGCCUUUGUUUCGACUCAUGGAAAAUCCAUUGAUGAAGUUGAUAAGAGUAUAGUUGAAGCAAGAACUUCAUUAAAUGAAGUAACAAAUGAGCUGAAAGAAAGAGUACAUCGUUGGAAGCAAAUUGAAUUGCUCUGUGGUUUCAAUAUAAUCAACAAUAAUGGAUUAAGCUAUUUAGAGACCAUUUUGUAUAGAGGGACAUCUAAUGGUAGAGGUCUUGGAUUAAGAGGACGACUUAGUAGCCAAGAUGAUUUAGAUGAUGAGGCAAGUUCGAUGUACACACCAUCAACGGUCAGUGCUGCAGGUAUUUUGGAGAACUCAGCGUGGAAGGAGUCAUCGGUACCGUCAACUGGUCGAUUUGGAAAUGAACUCUCCGAUUCAUCGAGCAGUGAAGCGGAGAAGGAACCUGGGGCCGUUCACUUCGUGGUAGGCGAUGGACCGGAAGAACCUGCUGCAGGAAAAAUUGGAAUCCCGUGCAAAGAGAAAUCCGGUAUUAUACGGUCUUAUAGUCAAGAUAUAAACGUGCUGAACGAGGACAAGACUUCGUCAUCUCUGCCGAAAACGUCGUACUCGGAAAAUUCGCUCGACGUCUCGGACAAAUCCUGUUGCUACCGUCCUGCAUUAACGACUACAAUGACAGCUACGACGACGACUACGACAACGAAUGUCAAGAAACCGUUUCGUGAAUUACCUACAGUAAUGUCAGUCGACGACGAGACACUCUCUACCGAUUCCAAUUCUACCGCUGACAACGAUGAGCUUAAACGAAGGCGCAGGAAGCUCUUUCCGGCUUUUAGGAAGAAUAAAACUAAAGUUACGUGAUGUUUGCUAGUCACAUAAUAUCUCGUUUGUUACUUAAUUGCUACCCGUUACUGUUAGUUGUAAUCCCGUGACGUGCACUUAAGAAUUAUUUUAUCAGUAAUUAUUAAUUAUUAGCGACUACUCUUUGCGUGAUACACACAUACACACGCAUACACACAUAUACACUCUUUCUUUCGCUCUCUUUUUCUCUCUCUUUCCUUCCUCUGCGUGCGUAUAGAACAUCAUGGAAAUGUAAUAAUCGUUUAGGAUAUUUGUUGUCAGUAUUCCUCCAACUUUGCCAAAUUUGGGAUACAUGUAAAUGAUGAUUAUAUAAGAGUUAGCGAAUAUACACCAUGGAAAGACAUCCUUAGAUAGAUAGACUUUUAAAGAAUCACAAUAUUUGAAGAAAAUUUCUAUAAUUCUUAUAUGACAAUAUAUUUUCGGUACUUUUUAAAAAAAGCUAAAUGUUUUCUGAAAGCCGCGGAUUUUUAAAUAAGAUUUUUUCACAUGAUGACGUUAGUAAUAAUAAUAAUAAUAAUAAUAAUAAUAAUAAUAAUAAUAAUAAUAAUAAUAAUAAUUGUUAGCAUAAUUUUUUUUAUCGCGAUAUAAUUCCGUAGUUUUAUUCAUCGCGUUUAGACAUACUGGGACAAAAUUAAUAUUAAAGAAUCAAUCUUUCUCUAUUUCUUUUUUUUCGUUUGUAUGUUAUUAUGUUUUUACGGAUAAUGGUACAAAGCUACAUCGAGACGAAGUAUUCUCGCGAAACGAGGAUCGAGUUAAAGUUAAAGUUAUCGUAUUUUCAGAUACCGUCCGGAUACAUACUGGCAAUAUACGUGUAACUUAUAUCGGCAAAACGAAAAUGCGAAUUUUAUAUCUUUGUAUACAAUGUGUAAGUAGAUUAUAAAAUAUUGUGCAAAAUUUUUUAUCAUGAGCGUUUAAGAUAAUUAAAUAUCGCGAAGAAAUUUUUUUUUUAUAUCUCUAGUACAGAAAUUUCUUAACGAGAAUAACGUUGGAAUUUUUAUCUUUAUUUCUACAAAUUCUUUUCAUUCAAAGCACGUCCAUGAUAAGAAUAUUUAAACUAUAAAAACGCAAACAUAUAAAAUAAUCAAAAAACUAGUUAAUACUCCGAGCCUAUUUCUGUUAUUAUAUAAAUAAUCAAAAAAAUAAUCCGUAUAAAUCAUAGUAGUUCUAUAAAAUUUCGAACAAAUUUGUCUCGGAAUGAACAAUCUCGAAAUCUUGACUUUUUUUCUAUAUGUUUUUGCUAAAAAUUUUUUGAUGCUAAAACAAUCAUACAUAAUAAUAUAUAACGCCGUUGUCAAUUAGUUUAUCCUUAUUUACUCGGCUCAAAAUCAAAUUACUUACAGAAUGGCUUAUAUUAUUGCGAAAUUCUACAGUUUUAGUAAUUUGUUAAAAGAGUGUCACCGUUAUAUUCCAUACUCGCGUAAUACAAUUGUGUAACAAUUUCCUCCUCCGUUUGCAAAUACUGUAGUAAGAUUAUUUUGAUUAUUUGUGUUAAAAUUGAUUAUUCUUUUGAUUAUGAUAUGCUCGAAUAUGAGAAAGCAUCUUUUCUGGAUAUAUCCACCUUUAUAUUAGAUAAAAUUGUUUCGCGUAACUUUGAUAGAAAAUUUAUAAUUUUGUGACAAAACAUUGACAUAUUUAGAUCUCAAUAAAAUUAAAAUUCGCAAAACAUUGUAUUUUAUCACAUCUAAUCUCUAUUGUCUUGUAUGAAAUUAUAAAAAACAGGUUUCACAUUUUUCGCGCAUUUCAAGUAUAAUAAUAUCUUAUGACUACAUUGAUGAGAUCACAUAACUAUACACACUUUGCAUUAAUCCACAAUAACAAUGAUUAAUAUUCCUCGGUGCUGUAUUUCCAGUAAUUGGUACGAACGAAAAAUCAUAUUUGUCAUCUUUAUACGGAGAGUAUGCACAAUUGUCGGCUCCGUUAUCAUUUAGAAAUAGGAAAGAUAUGAAGUUAAAAAAUGCGAGAUUAAAAUGUGUCAAUUUUGUCACCAAAUCUGAUUUCGUUAUUAAAAAUGAUCGCUAGCUUUCCACAAAAUAUUCUUCCUUAGUGGAUUUCAAAGCAAUGAAUUUAAUGUUUACAAGGGAUAGUUUUAAAGACUAUGUAUCUUUCUAUAUGUUACUUUUAAAACGAACGAUAGAGAUUUGAAUUUCAUAUCUAUAUAUAUUAUAUAAGCAAUUUGUGAGAUAUAUAUAUAUAUAAUUAGAUAAAGAAUUUUUGAUCUGUCGCACUUCCCUGCGCCGUAUUAAAUUCUCUUGUUGAGUAUAUAUUUUAGAGACGAGAAAUAUGUAGAGCCAUUUAAUUAAUGUA
Messenger RNA from Cataglyphis hispanica, 4861 nucleotides. RefSeq names its product stromal interaction molecule homolog (gene Stim). Gene Ontology annotation, cellular component: plasma membrane; endoplasmic reticulum. The record is from RefSeq and is a predicted model, not a curated record. Bases 527 to 2557 code for a protein of 676 amino acids. NCBI's taxonomy places the organism in Eukaryota, Metazoa, Arthropoda, Insecta, Hymenoptera, Formicidae. The transcript has 12 exons. Gene Ontology annotation, molecular function: calcium ion binding; protein binding; calcium channel regulator activity. Gene Ontology annotation, biological process: activation of store-operated calcium channel activity; intracellular calcium ion homeostasis; store-operated calcium entry.